GUCAAUAUUAACUUCUUAAUUAAUGUCAAAUUAAUUCCAAAUAUUUAAAAACAAAUAGUAAUGAAAAUAAUGAAUGGAAAGUAUCAGACGAAUUCCUGUAAACAACACGAUUUGUCUAGAAAGGGAGAAUUUUUAGAUAAAGAUAGAAAGAUAUAUGAUGGCAAAUAAGAGUAAAUAUACACAAAUAAUUCUACUAUCAAGUUUUAUGGAAGGCAUUGGAAAAGGGAUAAAAGCCUAGCGGUGGACAGUUGACUGCAGUACUAGAUCGGGAAACUAGCGAACGAGCUGCGAACAAGUGUGAGGCCUUCAAGACCUGCGUAGGCGACUCUCCAGUUUUUGGAAGCGCUCUUUCUGGUUUUGCAUUUAUCGUCUAAAAGCCCGCCAUCAUCGGCCGAAGGGGUAAACGAUGACUGCUGGAGAGGAAAUCAAGCCUAGUGAGGUAGAGUCACAGUUGGAGAAGGAGGUGGGGAAAGGGAACGCAGUAGCAGCGCCAGUCGCCAACGGCCCAGAAACUACAAAGCUCACCAUAAGGCUUCAGACAUGGGAAAAGUUGGAAUCUAUGGAUCAGGUUGUAUUCCCAAGGCCAUGCAAGUUCCGGAUUCCAAGAUUUAAAGGCGAAAAUGAAGCCGUUGAAAAACUGGCACAGCUAGAAGCAUUUCGAGCUGCAAAAGUCGUAAAGGUGAACCUAGACAAAGCUCAUGAGAGGGUUCGACUUGAAGUUAUUCAGAAAGGAAAGUCACUGAUUGCUGGAACACCAGGUCUGAAAGAAGCUGUAUUCCUGCUAAUGAGGCCGCCUAUGGAAGCGAACAAACUGGCCAACAGGAUGGCCGCUUCACGAAUAGGCAUCCGUCACCUUGGAACAGCAUUGGACUUCAGUUCUGGCAUAAAAGCUGAUCUGGUUGUUCUAGGAUCAGUAGCUGUUGAUAAGAAAGGUCACCGUAUUGGAAAGGGAGAGGGAUUUACGGACCUUGAAUAUGCCCUCUUAUCCAAACUUGGCAUCAUUAUCAAAGAUGCGGUUAUAGCAACAGUGGUCCAUGAUCUUCAGGUGUAUGAAGAGUUUCCUGAGGCACUAUUUAAGCCUUGGGACGUGCCAGUGGACAUAAUCAUAACACCUACACAGGUAAUCAAUGUUGAGAAAAAGCUUCCCCGUCCAGAAUUGACAUGGAAUCUCCUUUCUAGUCGAAGAGUCAAUGACAUUCCAAUCAUUAAGCAGCUCCUUGAAAAGGAGCAACUGUCAGGAGCUAGUGUUGCUCUGAAAGAGGUUGACUCUGAGCCAGAAGGACCUUCAGGAUACUGGCCACCACUAAGAACAAAGAGGAGGAGAUUUGUCCGCCGCAGGAGGCUAACCUCAGCACCACCCGACGGCCAACCACGAGGAGCUGCAAACAGGAACUCAAGUGCACCUCCUCCUAGAGGGCGCACUUUCCGUCGUAGUGGUAGAAGGGUUACCCUUCAGCCUCAAGGCAGUGCCUCAGGAGAUAAGGUGGACAAUAAUAAGGUUGGAAUGGGAAUGGGUAGAAGGAUGAUGGGUCCACCAAUGAGAAGAAUCCGUCGGCCACGGUAUACUGUAGACUUUAGCGUGCGCAUUGAUGGGCUCACUUCAGGCAUCCGCAUUAGGGAGCUGAAGGCUGCACUUUUCGAACGGAACGUCCGCCCAGUGGACAUCUCGUGGCGUGCGGCCAAAGGUGUUGCACUACUUCACUUUGCUAAGAGAAGGCCAAAUCAAAGCUUAACAACAAAUAGCAUUGGAAUGGAUGAGGUAGUGUCAAUGUUGCAAGGGCUCGCUAUAAAAUCAGGCGAUGGUGCGACUACACCAGAGCUGAAGGUGGAAGGAGUCAAGCCGAUCCUGAGAGCAGGAAGCGCAGCGGAGCAAACUACAACCACAGUAAUCGAGCAGCAGGAGACCGCGAGCGCCCCCGCAUUGACCCCCACUUCACCACCUCCGGUCCUCAAUGGCCCCUCAUCCAACAACAGCCCUUCUCCGGCCGUCGAGAUCAGUUCGGCACCUACCACCCAAGUGACUGCUUGACUUGAUUUAUCUGUCUCUAAUUGUCACGUGUUUAGUUCAUGGCCAUAAUGUAGUUUGAUAAUUGAUAAAAAAACUUAAAAAAAAAAAGAAAAAGCUUGUUAGUUGUUCUAUUUUGAUUAUCCCUUGUUUCUACACACAUGUAAGAGUGGAUAAUUUUAUUUUCUCAAGUUAGUUUCAUUUCUGUAUUGUGUUUGUGUGAAACUUGAAGAAUGUUGAGUGAGGAAAAAAGUUUGUAUUGUUCUGUUGUGUGUUUAAGGGUCGAUUAAAAAUGUCAAAGGAUAUUGUAAUGGGCCAAGAUUAAAAGAGUUUUGUUAAUGUAAAAGGUGUUUUACUUUUUAAUUUUAUAUUUUAGAAUAGAUUUAAAAUCUAAAUGAUUUUGUUUCCUGUUUAAGGUUAUUGUGUAACUUCAUACACAAUUGAAAAUUUCAUCAGUGGUAUCAGUAGGAAAACAAACUAAAAAUAAGCAUUAUAAAUGUAAUAAUUUUUUUUUUUGAUUUAUGGGUAACUAUAAAAUCAAAAAUAAAUAAAUCCUUGUUCUAGUUUCAACUUAAGAUAUAAUUAUCAACACAGAUGAUUAAUUUGUAUUAUUUUGUAAUGAGAAAAGGCUUCAGCAAAUCUGUCUCAUGGAGAUAGGAUAAUAAGUUCAUAGUAUGCAAUUAUGUUGAAGGUUUCUAUUAUUUUAAGUGCAUGCGUACUGUAAUAGCGAGUUGUUUUUAAUUUUGGCUAUUUUAGCUAUAAAAAUUGGCUAUUUUGUGUUGUAUCCUUUUAUAUUUUCAGUGACUAAAUAAAUAAGGUUGAUUUUUAAUUCUUGAUAUACACUUCCUUAGCAUAUACUUCCUUUUGCAAGUUGCUAUUAGUAAUACUUUUAUAUUGUUUUCAACUGCAUUUUAAUUAUUAAACGAGACAGUGUGGAUUUAUCUAUUACCUGUAGAAUUAAUUAAAUAUUGGUGAAAGUAGUUUUCUUAUAUCUAAUUUGUUAUGUUCAUUACUUAGUGAAAGGGAUACAAAGGAAAAUGUAUUUUUUUUUUUAAUUUUUGUUGAUUAUUUUUAUUAAGUUAUAUUGCAUGCUGUCAAAAUUAAAAACAUUGGUAAUAGCGAGAGUUCAUAUACACCUAUGUUGUUGAAAAUAAUUUAAUAAAUUAAU
Messenger RNA from Nezara viridula (southern green stink bug), 3173 nucleotides. The record is from the annotation of a GenBank genome assembly. Lineage: Eukaryota; Metazoa; Arthropoda; Insecta; Hemiptera; Pentatomidae.